Molecule: messenger RNA, 624 nt
Organism: Knipowitschia caucasica
Lineage: Eukaryota; Metazoa; Chordata; Actinopteri; Gobiiformes; Gobiidae
Source: the annotation of a GenBank genome assembly
AUGGCUGACUCACAAGAGGACAAGCUCUACACGGCGGAAUAUGCUAAAAGCGGCCGUGCAUCGUGCAAGAAAUGCAAAGAAAACAUAGCUAAAGACUCGCUGCGGAUGGCGAUCAUGGUGCAGUCGCCCAUGUUUGAUGGGAAGGUGCCCCACUGGCAUCACUUCUCCUGCUUCUGGCAGCGUGCAGCGGCUCACUCCACUGCAGACAUUGGGGGGUUUUCUGGACUCCGCUGGGAAGAUCAGGAGAAGAUCAAGAAGGCUGUGGAGAGUGGAGGGGCUGUCUCAGGAGGAAAAGGAGACACUAAAAGUGCUGCAAAAGGAGAGAAAACCCUCAACGACUUUGCGGUGGAAUAUGCCAAGUCCAACCGCAGCACAUGCAAAGGCUGCGAACAGAAGAUUGAAAAGGACCAGAUCCGCGUGUCAAAGAAAACGGUGGAUCCAGAGAAGCCUCAGCUCGGCCUGAUCGACCGCUGGUACCACACCAGCUGCUUCGUGAGCCGCAGAGAGGAUCUGGUUUUCAAGAGCGAGUACAGCGCUGCGCAGCUGAAGGGAUUUGCUGCGCUUCGAGCCGAGGACCAGGCGGAGCUUAAAAAGAGGCUCCCUGCUGUCAAGUCAGAGGGGUGA